AUGGCUUCGACUCAUGAGGAAUAUACUGCUCCUCAGGGAACACUGGUGAAGCCCUACUACUGGCUUCACUUCACUGAAAACUGUUUGAAGUGCCCAUAUCACAUCAAAACAGGAGAAGAAGCACGUGUGUCAUACAUGGAAUUCUAUGAAUCAUUUGGGUUUCCUUAUGCUCAGCCACAGAGUGGGAGUCAUCUGCUUUUUUAUGAACUGAAGUUAUCAUCAGGUACCUUAGUGCAAAAAGGACAAGUAUCCAGUUGUACUUUACACCAGCUGCAUCCAGAAUCAAUGUUCUUCGAUACCGAUGGUUAUCUGGAUGCACUCAUGUAUUCAUAUGAAAACAUUGCUUAUAUUACCAUAUAUUCUAAUUACACCCCAUGCAAUGAAAGAGCCCAAUAUUGCAUAAGCAAAAUGUAUGAUUUUUUAAUAAAUUAUCCAAGCACGAGAUUAGACAUCUAUUUUUCUGCACUUUAUCAUACUGACGAUUCCAACAUUGAAUCAGGAUGGAACAAGAAAGCUCUCCAUUACUUAGCAGCAUUCUGGCCUAGGGUAACCAUCAACCCAAUCAGUAAUUGGACAUGGCUGAAUAUUCUUCACCGAUUUGUGAAUGGGGUGCCUUGGACAGUACUUUAUAACCCAGUUUUACCCGAGAGAGCCCAUGCUGAUCUCAUCAAUGCCCAUCAGAUUGCUACCAUCACUGGUGUGAACCCUUCCUACAUUGAUAUCAUACCUCAGAAACCAGUUCAGGUCACACCACGUAUGCAGCAACAUUUUAAUCCAGAAGGCGUGAACGUGUACAAGUCUCCACAAGCAUCACUUCCCACUAUAAACAAAAUGCCAUUAAUGGCUCAGUAUCAGCCUUAUAUGAAUCUUCCAAACCUACCAGCAUUUCACUGGUCAAUGUACCCUCUGCAACCACAGAAGACCAAGCUAAAAAAUGUAGUGAGACACCUGAACAUGCCCAACAAAGAGUGGGAGAAACCUACAACCCCAUCACCUCACAACGUGCAAGUAACUGAAGUAGUGGAAAUACUUGAAGCUCCUGCAACAAAGAAGUCAGGCAAUUCAAACAGACAGGGGAAGAGCAGCAAAAGGACUAAAUCUACGAGGAAAUAG
Molecule: messenger RNA, 1113 nt
Organism: Mobula hypostoma (lesser devil ray)
Lineage: Eukaryota; Metazoa; Chordata; Chondrichthyes; Myliobatiformes; Myliobatidae
Product: putative C->U-editing enzyme APOBEC-4
Exons: 1
Coding region: 1-1113 (370 amino acids)
Source: RefSeq, a predicted model, not a curated record